UCUAGAAACUUUCUCCCCCAUGGAUUUGUCUGGAUUGAAUACUUGCAAGGUGGCUCCGCUCCGGACAUCCUGCCCGCCCCGGCUCCUGCCCUUCCCAUCAGGACCCUGCCCGCCUCCGCCUUCACGAUGGUCACGGCACCUCCCCCUGCCCGCCCCGCGGCCCCCUCUGCCUCCAGGGCUUCCCCCGUGUCCCCCUCCCUCCAGCCAUCCUCCAGGAAAUUCAGACUCUUGGCACCAGAGGCUGACCCCCUCCCCAAUCCUCCGUUUUCCGGUACCACCUUCCAAUGACAGCACUCCUCCACAACCUUCACCUCAACACCCAAGAUGCCAUCCUCCAAGACCUCCUUGUGACAGGCCUAAGCACCUAGAUCCCCGCUCUCCUUCCGCACGGUUCCCUCUCACUGCCAACCUGCUAGCCGCCUAUAUCCACACAAUUGGCUACUCCUGCCCUUCCACUGAUUCCACCCUGGUAGCCAUGUUCCUCCUGGCCUUCGGCUUCCUAAGGUGCUCAGAAUUCACUUCCACCUCCUUUACCUUUGACCCCUCUGCUCACACAUGCAUCUCCGACAUCACGCUACACUCCCCAGACAUGCUCAUCUUCACCCUGAAACGCAGCAAAACCAAUCAAAGCGGGCCCGUUGUUCCCAACUUCCCCUUCCCCUAUGAUUUUCUGUAUAACCUGGUUCUCUCCAAGUCAGGAAGUCAUGGCCUCUCUUCCAGCUCACUAUUCUCCACGGAAUCAGGACACGGUGCCUCCCGUUUCUGGUUCCACCAUCUGUGCCUCAUCCUCGCCAAAUCAGGUGGCUCCGCUCCAGACACCCUGCCCGCCCCAGCUCCUGUCUUCCCGUUGGGACCCUGCCUGCCCCCGCCUCCACCUUCAGGCUGGUCACACCGCCUCCCCCUGCCCGCCCCGCAGCCCCCUCUGCCUCCAGGCCUUCCCCCUUGUCUCCCUCCCUCCGGGCAGCCACCCUCCAGGGUCUCUGCUCCCCGCACCAUCGUCGGGUCCUGUGGCCCCGUCCUAGCCUGGCUGCCAGCAAAAAUUGGGGUCGGGAAGUUGGGUCUGGGGAACCUCGGAUGGGGAAAAACGCUAGCCCCUUCCUGCUCUGCCACCCUGAACCCUCCCAGCAAUGGCUCACGGCAUCCGAGUUUGCUUGCGCGUUCUCCCUGUUCCGGGACGUCAUCUGCUCCUCCUUUACCGGGCUCCGGGUUCUACACCUAUCACUUCUGGUUUGCCCCCGAGGCUGCGGGGCAGCUCCAGCAGUUCAACGAGGCCACCUACCUACUGGAGCUCUAUUGUCGGGUUUUCGCUGCCCGGUCCGCCCUGCUCCCUGUGCGGCGCUCCUUCCCACCCUUCCCUGGAGUGCAUGAUCGCAGCCAGCCCGGUCCCCGUGCGUGGCCCCCACACUUGGCCCCUGGCCCCCCGCCCGGCCCCCUUUUGCCUCCUCCGGCCCUCCUUCCCCUGCCCCUCCUGGACCAGAACAUAGUUACAGAUGACAGCACCCAGACGGAGAACCAGAGAGAGGAGCCUGGAGAGGGGAAAACACUUUCAGUCCCCCUCCGGCUUCUACAUGAAGCAGAUGACAGCACCCAGAAUGGGGAUGAGAUGAUACUGAGGCGGAGGCCCUCGGUUGUUUCAUGA
Hypomesus transpacificus is the source of this 1639-nucleotide messenger RNA. Its product is annotated as proline-rich protein 36-like. The record is from RefSeq and is a predicted model, not a curated record. Bases 20 to 1639 code for a protein of 539 amino acids. The transcript is spliced from 8 exons. Lineage: Eukaryota; Metazoa; Chordata; Actinopteri; Osmeriformes; Osmeridae.